AUGUUGACUUUAAUUAUAGUACUGGCAGCGGUUAUCUCAGCCCUUCAUUUGCGGACCCUGAUCAUGAGUACGGAAGACCGAACGCAUCUCCUGAACAAGCACGAGAUGAACGGAGCCACAUGGGGUAUCAGCAAGAUAUGGAACUCCAUAAUGGAACAGUACGGCAUGCCCAUCGCGCACUACUGUGUUAGCGUCGUAUACUCUCUCUAUUUGCGAAUAACACUCAUUAAUGUGACGAUAUUCGUUCUAAAAUAUGUGCCGACGGGAUUUUAUAUGUACAAAUUCAUAAAAGACAUGUACGUGACUUCUCGGGAAAGAAUAAAACAGAAACAAAACGAAAUGGAAGACAUUCAGCUCCAGAUUCAGAUAGUGAAUACGAAGUUGUGUGUGCGGGACGCGGAGUUUACGGAGCGAGCGGAGCAGCUGCGGCGCGGCGCGGAGCGACUGCGGCGCGUGAGGGCGCGCGUGCGUGACGUCAUCGCCGCCGACGACGCGCUGCGCCGCGCGCUUGACAGCGCCGCCACGUGGGACGGCGAACACGACCUGCACAUGAACUCCUCACCGCAGGAAGAAGACCGCGAAUUCAUAGUGGAAUUAUUAAAGGAGUUGAAGUACGACCAUAUGGCGAUCCCCGAGAGGCAGUCAGAGAAGAUGAGUUGCGGAGAGCACGCGCAGACAGAGCCCAACUCUCCGGAAAACAGCGUCUACUCCUCUCUCAGCGACAUCGAUGUCAGACAAGACUGUCGGGUGAAGAUCGUUAAAGUUACCAACGUCUAUAAAGUCGCUUAUCUUAAGCAUUACAUCAAGCAAAAGAGACUACGACGAGCCACUAAACAAGCAUUGUUGAAGAAAAAGAUGGAAAGUAUAAAAAAGCUGUUAGAAGACUGGCAAAAGACAUUGAAUAUGGUAGUAAACAGUAAGCUGACAAUUCUGAACAUUGACGCUCACCCGAUGGAUGUGGCAUCGCAAGAGGCAAUGGGAGAUUACUCCAAGCCCCGCGAGUCGUCCGACUCCGACAGUGAUUUCAGAAAUAGUUGUACAGACAUGCGUUAUGACGAAUACAGUUUAAGCUGGGCCCAGAAUCCAUACAAGCCAUAUGCAUAUAACUACGAGGAUGUUGCUGAAGCAAAUAGAGAGUACUACGAUACUCAGGACUUCGGCGAUGUGAAAUAUCCUACUCAACCGAUGCUCCCGAGCGAACGAGGGAAAGGUCCGAACAUGAUGUCCAUCAUCGAGGAGACCAACAGUCAGAUAGCCAUAGAGGAGGUCAAGAGUGAGAGCGGCGACGAGUACGACUGCCGCGACCUCAUCGUACUAUAAUUUAACAUUUUAUAUCUAUAUUUAUUGCAUACAUUGUCUCAG
Molecule: messenger RNA, 1362 nt
Organism: Helicoverpa zea (corn earworm)
Lineage: Eukaryota; Metazoa; Arthropoda; Insecta; Lepidoptera; Noctuidae
Exons: 6
Coding region: 1-1320 (439 amino acids)
Source: RefSeq, a predicted model, not a curated record